CGAGUUCUGAUGUAAACAUUGGCGACGAGAACUGUGUGACAUGCCAUUGCCAUCACAAGGCCACGUGCACAUGGACAGCAAAGUCACUAGCUGAUCACAUGAUAGAUGAAUGCUGAUUGGCUGGCCGAACCGUGCCCCCAUUUUUGAUUGGUUUAUUGUUCCCCGCCCUCGCCUUGAAUGUGAGCGUAGUUCGUACAGUCAUAGAAGAUGCAAAUUGGCCUUUGAUCGGAGCCAGAUAGAAAUAAACGAAAAUGCGAGAGGAUAUAUGUUCAUACCCACCAUCACCACCAGUCACCCCACCGGCGUAUGUCACAGAUAAAGACAUGGUACUGCGAAGCCCUAGUCAGACAUCAUGCCAGGACCCCCUGGAGAGAGAUGCUGUGGAAACACUCCUUGCAAUGGGAGGCAAGAGGAAGAGGGAGUCUGAUGAUGACCCUUAUCUUGGGGUCAUGACCCCACCCACAUUCAGAAGGGUCAAGGUCGCCAUGUCACGAUUAUUGCUUGGUGACAGUUCGAUGAGGCUGGAAUCUGUAUCAUCACAGGAAGUGCAACCAGCUGCUGCCUCCCUAAGCCGACAUGUGUCGGUCAUCGUUCCACCAAGAUCUCUCCACAGCAACCCAUCUGCUGUGCAUUGCACAGAUCAGCCCAUGAACCUGUCUCAGAAAAGAACAAACCCACCUAGUGACUCUACUACAUGUGCUUACCCACCAAGAAAGCCAACCCAUGUGACACCAUCGACCUCCUCCCCUCCAGAAGCUAGUCAUAGACCAAUGACCACAGUUGCUGCAAGUCCUCAUUGUUUGCCAUGUGUCCUCCCAGCGAUGGCCGAAACAAGUCCCGUGCUGUGUGACAGGAUUCCCUUGAUAUCCCAAAGCUGCAAGCCGAACUGUCCCCCUGCAAUCUGCUCAACUUGUCCCCCUGCAAUCUGCACAGCUUGUACCCCUGCUGUCUGUUCGUCCCCCCCGUCGGGAGGGGCGAGGGUGCCGAUUGUUCUGACGAGUGUUGACGGCAAGCUUGUGCCUACCAUGCCUUCCAUUGUACAGGUGUUUGUGUUGAACCAGCAAAGUGCAGGGCCCAGAAAGGAACAGACGACUAAAGUGGACAGUUUUUGUCCAAUUGCGCCUCAUCCUGUGGUGAUGCAGUCUGGAAGCCGGUUUGAGGAAGCAGGUCUUGGUGAUGGCAAGAGACGGCGAACUCACGAAUGUACCUUCCGUAGCUGUGCUAAGACCUAUUUCAAGAGCUCUCAUCUCAAGGCACACAUCAGAACACACACAGGUGAGAAGCCGUACAGUUGUGACUGGGAGAACUGUGGUCGGAAAUUUGCAAGAUCAGACGAGUUGUCUCGACACAAACGCACUCACACCGGAGAGAAACGCUUCAGCUGUGGACAAUGUGACAGGAAGUUCAUGAGAAGUGACCACCUUGCCAAACACCUACGGCGCCAUGCCGCCAACAAGAAAGUUCCCAGCUGGCAGACAGAGUCGUCUAAGUCAUCAGACUGUAUCCCAAGCAGCCCGGCUUUGUCCAGCCCCUCGGACACUGAUGGUGUGUGAGGGCUACACACAGGCCGUGAACUAUGAACAAAGUUUGUGCUCCUUCAACCCUCAAGUCUUUCAAUGUCCUUGUGCUUGUCUUGCCUGUCUCUGUGACAUACAAGCACUGCAAGCGUGUGAGGCUGGAACACAGGUCGAUUUAUUAUUAAAUGUUCUUAUUCUUAACCCUGACAUUUUCCAGGACGACAUGGGUUAGUCAGCAUGACAUGGGUUAAUCACAGGGUACAUGAAUAUACUUCUGCUGUUGUUUCCCCAGCCCUGUGCACUGCAUAUACAUCAUAUAUGAAUGUUAAUUAAAGUCGCAGGCUUUGUAGAAAAAAUGGCUGUAGUUCUCAUCAUAAAGGGCAGAGGCUUGCACUUAACUUUCAAAAGAAAAUUCAAUUCUAAGAUUGUCAUGGCUGUAUUUUGAAAUAUAAUUGCAAAUAACUCCCCUUACAUGUUCAAGUAAGAUUUGAAAUUUAAUAAAAUCUGCUGGGGAUGUUAAGUAUUUUUACUUUUUAAAACUUUCAAAAAAGGAGUUCUUCAACAAUUCAGUUUAUUCCAAAUAUGUGAAUCCCGACUCAAGUGAGGAUAAGAAUUUAUGGAAGAACAACUUCUUUAUUACAAUUAAGAGCAAGGUUUCGGUGUAGGUUCUAACACCGUUAUCAACCGUUUGAACCUACACCAAAAUGUCUCUUAAUUGUAAUAAAGAAGUUGUUCAUCCAUAAAUUCUUAUCCUUACUUAGUACUCCAACUUCUAAAUGCCUAUCAAUGAAGUCAGACUCAAGUGGGUUUGACACCUAGCCUGAUACAAGUCUGUUUGCCUCUACCCAUCUGAAUGUUGGAGAUAUAGUCUUAGCUCAACAACUAGAAGGGAACAGUUUAUUACGUUAUGAUACCUACUCUUAUAAACUGUUAAUGUCUUUUCUGAAACUUUGUUAACUUGCAUUUUGUUUGUUCAAUGUAAUGGUUGUUGUCUUUUUGGUGGCAAUGUUGCAAGUGAUCAGCUGUUUGUUGGUUAAGACACAAAACCACACACAACGCAGUCGGGCAGUCAGCCACACUGGGUGCAAUAUUGGACAUAGUUCUUGGUACUUUCAUAAGGAUGUUGCAUAUGUGUCCAAUGUCAAGCGAACAUAUGUAAUGGCAGCAGGCUUCAAGUUUUCCGUGUUUUGCUAUUUCAACCACAUCAUUUACCAGUUCAGAGAGAGAGAGAGAGAGGAAGAGAGAGAGAGGAGAGAGAGAGAGGUCAGGUCAGAUAGAGUUCAGUGUGUUCUGGCUGUGACAUUCAGGUCACCAAUCAGAUCCAUGUCAGGUUACUCCACUGCAAGGGCUAAAGUCCAGUACAGAAACUCCCUACUGAUAAGUAUUAAGCUAACAAUAAUGGUCAUCCAGUUUGUCAGCCAUCACCACUGAUGAUUGAGAAAUUCUGUACACAUCUCCAUACUUGCUCUGUCACAGUGUGUGGUUCUGAGUAGGCACAGGUAUCUGUUCUGGAUGCAGUUGUUGUAGCAACAAGUCCUCCAUGGUAUUUCACCUCCCCCAUUGUACAUGCCUCAUCUAAUUUAUUUACACUGAUCUGUUUUGUACACAUGUCAAAAUAAACUAUUUAUUAAAAUCUUA
Messenger RNA from Haliotis rufescens (red abalone), 3155 nucleotides. RefSeq names its product Krueppel-like factor 10. The coding region runs from base 252 to 1553 and encodes 433 amino acids. The transcript is spliced from 4 exons. The record is from RefSeq and is a predicted model, not a curated record. Lineage: Eukaryota; Metazoa; Mollusca; Gastropoda; Lepetellida; Haliotidae. Gene Ontology annotation, molecular function: DNA-binding transcription factor activity, RNA polymerase II-specific; RNA polymerase II cis-regulatory region sequence-specific DNA binding. Gene Ontology annotation, biological process: regulation of transcription by RNA polymerase II.